AUGGACCUAGACGAUGAUUUAUGGCUACAAAUUUUGCAAGCGGGCCUUGAAAGUAACAAUUAUCCCAUCGUAAAGGAAGUUUACACGAGGCAUAUAAUGGCUGGUUUCUCCAAUGCAAAGAUUACCCUUGAGGAAGCCGUGCUAUCGUUGAUUUCCCAACUGAACAAAAUAUUUGAGUCGAUGACUAGUUCCCUCUUGAUGCGUGUCCUUCACGUGUUGGCAAUGCACGGUGAUACUUCCCUCACGAUGGACUUGAUCGAAAGUCAUUUCUUUCACAAAGUUGUUGCGGGAGGUUCUGCUUUGAAUAAGGAACUUUGCGUGAGAAUCAUUGAAAGUCAUUGUUAUAGUACUGCAAAUGGCGGGACAAGUUUUGAGGAGAUUCUUGACCUAAUUGAUGUUUUCGCCAUGAAGGAAGUCGAGGGUGGUAUAGUGUCCACUGAUUUGUUCCAAGCGAUGAAUCAUAAAUUUGCAAACUACAAGUUAUCCGCUGGCGAAGCAGAAUCUCUUGAUUCCAAAGUGGUGAAACCUAAAGAUAGAGGUGGCGUUCUCUCACUUGCGAAAGCGGCUACACUCUAUGAUUUUGCUGUCCAUAGUAUGGAGUAUGCACAACGUCUACAUCCAAGAACACAAGCUAUCUUCAUCGACUGCCUAUUGAACUAUGUUGCGACAUACUUGAAUCAUACUGGUGUUGUACAAACAUUAUCGGCAUUGCAUUACGCAAACACAUCUGUUGUUAAAGAGUUGGGUACCCUGUCUUUCAACCUGAUAUUAUACUCGUUGUCGAAAUCGUCAUCAAAACGCUGCGCAUUGCAUUACUUAAAGUAUAUGAAAAGUGUUGGGAUAAAGCCAUCAUCACAGAUGUAUUCGUGGAUGAUUAAAUGUGCAAUGAGGGAACACUAUGAGCAACCAGUUCUAUUUUUCCUUUGGCAUUACUUUCAAGAUCAUGCCACUUUACAAGGUACAAUGAAACAAACCGUUCAGGACUUACCCAACCGCGGUCUUGUAGGCAACUUCAAGACGCAAUUAGGAAACAACAACGAUGCUUUAUUUGAUCUGCUUGGUAUUGAGUUGAAUGAGAAUUGUAUUACAGCCAAGAGUGGACCUCUUACUCACAGCAAAUACUAUGAAACUUAUGACUUGCAUGAUUUGGCCAAGUUGGAAACAAUUUUUCCUGUGACGUAG
Molecule: messenger RNA, 1182 nt
Organism: Lodderomyces theae
Lineage: Eukaryota; Fungi; Ascomycota; Pichiomycetes; Serinales; Debaryomycetaceae
Exons: 1
Coding region: 1-1182 (393 amino acids)
Biological process (GO): Group I intron splicing
Cellular component (GO): ribonucleoprotein complex
Source: RefSeq, a predicted model, not a curated record